CUGACUGAUGGACGUGAUCUGCAGUGAUACCACUUUGGGAUUAUAGCAAUUUUCUAUAUCAACAGGAGAAAAGUGAAUCGAAAAGGAGGACAAACUUGCAGGACUAACUAGCUGCUACGGAUUGACUGGAGGAUUAAAGGCAGAGGGGAGAGAAGGAAGGCAGAACGGAUAAACCAAACACAAUUUGAAGAGAUCAAUUUGAACAACUGAAUAGACUUUUGUUUCUGUCCAUCUGCUGCCAGGCUCCAGACCUGAGUUUGCGGUGCACGCCAACACAGAGUCAUUUUCUCAGCAUCAGGCAGUUGACCGCUGAAGUCGCCGCCGUAGGGGAGAUUGGCGAUGAUCCGCUUUCGGCUUUGCCAGAAGUGUCAGGGCCUUUGCCGUUAGAGCUCAUUGUGCUUGCAGUGCAACAGAGAGUGAGAGGGAGCGGGCAGUGUGUAGUAAUCUGAGGAUGACACCCGCACUUUAUUCCAUCAGAUAGUGCUCAGUGAGGUGUAUGGUGCAGCUUGUCUCACUUUGUCUUUGCACUACAAACACAUUCAUACAUAUUAAACACACAUACUUACACAUACAAGCACACAGGAGCUACACAGAGGUUGAUGAUGCAUUAGGUCCUGACAAUCAGUGGACCUCUGCCCGAACAUUGAACACAGCAGCAUUUCAGAACGGUGUGUAUGAGUGAGUGUGUAUCUGGAGGGAAACCAGGGGCUGACUGCACCCAGUGUAGCAUGUUGAAAAGGGAGAGUUAGGCCAGUCGAUGCUGCACGAUUACACUGUCUGAUAGCCUGUGAUUAUUCUGUGGAGUCUGAAAUUACCAUGUAAAAAUCACUGUCCAUUUACGCAACAGUGUAUACAUGGUAGCGUAUCAAAAGAGUGCUAGCAUUCAAGGGAAUAAUGGUAGCUACCCUGUGGGAAUAAUGUGCAAGUCUCUGGGGUAAAAUAGCAGACCAAAAAAGUGUAAUCUGAAACUCUGACUUCAGUCUGCUCAACAUUGUACAAGUUGUUUUUUCCACACAGGGCAAGCACUUCCACUUUCUUUCUUUAUAGUGCACCACUCCAGUUCAAUGGAUUUUAUUUAACCUUAGCUAUCUCCUGAUGAGUUGCAAGAUAGUGUCUCCACCUCUCCAGAGACCAGGCUGGUUGGGUUGUAGCUCAAAGGAACAUUGACUCAUGUAUGCCGAUUUGUGUGGUGUGGAGUGCAAGAAACCUUGUUUGACUCAUUAAAAUACAAUCUGUUGUAGAACGAGCAUUGUUGCCCUAGAUUUUGAUGAUCUCGAGGGCACAGAAAUGUAGGUAGCUCUAUUUUUAAAAGUAAGCAUUCAAUCAACAUCAGUAGAGAUAAACUUGACUUGCUUUGGAAUACUGUUUCUCAGUCUCCAUGUGACUAAAAUAUAGUAUUAUUGACAUUCUCUGGUCCUUGGAGCAGUGAAGUAUGACCUACAGGAGACAAGCAGUUGGUUGUUGUGGUUACAUUUUUGGCUGAUAGGGAGCCUGGUCCUCAGAGCUAGCUUAGCUUUAAGUUGGCACUACAGUGUACAGUGGGGGAUGAGCUAAUUAAGUUGACCCUAGUUUGGCUAAUUGCACAGCUGCCAUUACUAAAAAGCCUUGCUGGUAAAGAACACAACAGUGUAGGUCUCCUUUGGUCACUUUUGGUAUUGGUUUUUCUGCUUUAUUGAUCUAAGAAGCUUGGGUUUUGGUCUCAGGAGGCUUGGAGCACUGUAGUAGAAAAUAGCUAGCCUAGCAGUGUUUGCUUUGUUGUUGUUGUGCUUAGAUGGGACUGGGCUCCUGUUCUUCUUUGUAGCAGCAAGGCCUUUACACUGUAUGGAUUUAAGACAAACACAUUUUGUUAGUUCUUUCUUAGCAGCACUGGGGGCAAAAGUCGACACUUGAACUUUUUUGUUGCCAAAAGCUUAUCUCUGUGUGCAUUGUGAUUUGAAUUUCUAGUUCUUUUAGCACCUUGAGCUCUGGCCAAACUUCAGUGUAUUGCGUGCAAGCCGUGGCCAUAAUUCAGUCCUUUGUGAUUUAGCAGCUCCAACAGUUUCUUUUGCAUGCAUUGUGAUGCAGUGUAGCACAUAAGUGUCCUUUCUAAGUCUUGUCCUCAAACAACAACUUCUGUCUGAUUGCUCUAAAGCAUAGCUGGGCUGUUAGCGUGCACGUGUCUGCAGCAUUGCAGGGGAGGAACAGAUCAGAGUGUGUGUGUUUGUGUGUUGACUCGAUUUUUUUCUGUAGCAGUGCAAGCUAGGUCACAGAGGAGCCAUUGAUCAAACGUGCACAUCUAAACACACACACACAUACACAAAUACCCACACACACAGCUUCUCAAUACACAAUGAGGCCUGUCCGGAGCUGUGUCCUCUGCCGCCUCCUCCCUGCCCCCUUCUCUCUAGCCCUGCGCAGCCUAGUCCUGGUCCUCCUCUGCAUCACUCCUCGUUGUCAGGCGGUGCAGGCCGAGAAUGUGACAGUCUUGGAGGGCGGUACGGCCCAGAUCUCCUGCCGCCUGCAGAACUACGAUGGAUCAAUCGUGGUCAUCCAGAAUCCCCGCCGGCAGACCCUCUUCUUUAACGGCACGCGAGCCCUGAAGGACGACCGUUUCCAGAUGGUGCUCUUCACGCAGCGGCUGGUGCGCAUCGAGUUGACCAACGUCAGCGUGUCGGACGAGGGCGGUUACUUCUGCCAGCUCUACACUGACGCCACCCACCAUCAGGUGGCGACGCUCUCUGUUUCAGUUCCCCCUGAGAUACCUACUGUGGAGGUGAAGCAGGAGGCCGUGGAGGGAGGGGAGGUGGAGCUCACCUGUGUGUCGCCGCGCAGCAAGCCGGCCGCCACCCUGCGCUGGAUUCGCAACGCCCGAGAGAUUCCAGGUGUGAUGUCCCAGCAGGACAAUGGGAAGACGUUCAGCGUGUCCAGCACCAUCCGGAUCCCAGUAGAAAGGAAAGACAACGGGGCAGCGCUGAGCUGCGAGGCGUUCCACCCGGCGCUGGGCGGGCAGAAGAGGAUUCGACACUACCGCCUGGAUGUGUAUUUUGCACCCACAGUGAGAAUUGUUCCUCCUACGGGAAUUCUGCGAGAGGGCGACUCGCUUAGCCUCACCUGCUCCGUGACUGGGAACCCCCUGCCGAGAAACAUCCAGUGGUCAAAGAUUAACGACACCUUACCUGAGAGGGCGGAGAUUUCUGGCCCCACCUUCCAGAUCUCCCGCCUCAGCCAAUCACACAACGGGACAUACCUGUGCCAGGCCCAGAACAACUACGGACGCGCUGCUGAUCAUUACACCUUAUUGGUGUAUGAUAAUGUGUCAGUCACUACCACGGUCCCUCCCACUCCUACCACCCAACCAAUCACCUCCCAUCCUGCCACCCCAACCCUCCUAAUACCCAGAGUCGCCCCGGACCCCAAAGAUCCUGGUGCAGUUGUGGAGACUCACAGCGCAGUACCGUAUGCAGUGAUAGGUGGUGUUCUGGCACUGCUGGUGUUCACCGUCAUCUGCGUCCUCAUUGUCACCAUCUGGUGCUCUGUCCGGCAGAAAGGCUCGUACCGUACUCGAGAGCCUAUUCUUGCUUGGUAUUGACCUAACAAUCAGUUAACUAAUGAAUUAAUCAGUCACAGGUUCCUAUCUUACCCAUGAGGCCAGUGGGUUGGAUGAACACGGCGAGGUGCAGGAGGCCUUCCUCAACGGGAACGACGCCAGCCAGGGCAAGAAGGAGUACCUACUGUAGCCCUUCUCCGUCCUUUACCCCCCCCUCCCCUCCUCUCUCUCUCUCUCUUCUGACCUCAUCCCCUAGAUCUCUCCUUGUCCCUGUCUCCCACCUUAUAUACAGUAUACACACACACACACACACACACACACACACACACACACACACACACACACACACACACACACACACACACACACACAUGAACAUACACCUCUACACAAUGCGCCAGAACAGGCGGCCUUUCUGAAAACGACUGUAUACAGAUACUGCACACAGCCAAUCCAAUCCACCAAUCCAUUUCACUUAAUAUCCUCCACACACACACACACACACACACACACACACACACACACACACACACACCCACAGACUGAGUAAAAGAGAGCCUAUAGACCCACCAGCCAUUAACGACUGUGCCAUAUAUACUGUUAGUCGGACAAACUGGGAAACGGGAGAGCAGGGAGGUAGGAGGGGAGGGCAAGGUAAAUGCAGACACAUACAACAACAACAACAACAAUAACAACAACAAAAAAACACAUAAAAAUGACGCCAUAAUUAUUUUUGAAGCGGGGGAAGCACAAAGAAAACAGGCACUCUGCUUGUGCAGCCGCCAAAGUGGAAGGGGAAUUAGAGGCAGAUGACUGCUAUAAUUCCACGCCUGGAGAAAACCAUCCAUUGCACAAAGCUCAAUCUUUAACAGGCGCAUGCAGAGGCAGCAGCGUGCGAGGGAAGGAGGGAGGGGGAGCUGAUGAGUUGACCAGGAGCUAUUGGGCGCUAGAUGCUAGAAAAUUGAAAUAUUUUCAGAAUUGCCAAAGCAUCUUCCCCACAGAGCAGAACUUAUAUUUAGUUCUUUACCAACACAGGGGCGUGUAAAUGUGAAGUCCAGAGGAGUUUUUAACUUUUUAUGGACUAACUGAAUGUCCUGUUUUGCUAAGCAUCCUUUUUCCUGCCAAUAGAAGAAAAAUCAGCUUUCUUCCCUCUAGGUGCAAAAGCUGCAUAAAAGUUUGCUCUCCUAUCUUUUAAUUGGCCCUCCUCUCUCCCCGCUCACCUGUUACCAUCCUUUCCCCUCUCCCCUAUACCUCUCUUUCUCUCCGUCUUUCCCCCUCCCUCUCUCCAUGGCUCCUCCUUUUGUUGGCCCUGAAUAAUGAAAGGAUUAGUGUUGGGCUGCGUUCCUGACAAAGGAGAAAUGAAUACGACUUGCCAAGGCAUUAAAGAAAAGCUUAAUUAUUUUAGAAUGUCAUUAAGAGGAUCAAAAGGUUUAAAAAGUCUUCAUAAGAAGGGCAAAGGGAGUGAUAGCGGAAAAAAAGGGAGCGAGUGAGAGAAUAAAACGGACGGACACUUUUUUUUCCUAAAGCCACCACACACAUGCAGAUACAUGCACACAUCCAUACGUACAGUCAACAUGUCGACAGAACAAGUAUACAUAUCUCUGAAGUCCUUAUUUGUAUAAAAAAUGAACAGUGACAUAAAUUAAAGGAAACUUUUAAAGAAAUAUGAGAACAGUUUACUAUUGAAACACAUUAUGAAACAACUAUACUAACACAGAAUAUUAGCCUAUAGAGGCGCAAAGCCGAACAAACUACUGUCCAGUGAUCUUUAAAGAAAAAUAAAGAAAAGAAUAAAAAAAAAAAUCAUUUGUCUUUAUGAGAAACCAGAGGUCUUAUUGAUUUUUUAAAAUAAUUAUUGUUAUUAUUUGAACAAUUAUGAUUGUUGUUAAUGUUAUUAUUAUUAUUAUUGCCGUUGUUAUUAUUAAAAUUGUAAAUGUUAAAGAAAUGUACACUUUCUAUGGUUUUGUUUUUUGGUUCUACUGUAGAGAAAUUGCUGUCUUUUUUCACUCUUACCUUUCCUCUCUCUCUCUCUCUCUCUCUCUCUCUCUCUCUGUCUCUCUCUCUCUUCGUCUCCUGUGCCUAGUCGUCUCUUCUCCUGUCUUUCACUCUUGUUUAUUUUAGUCCAUGUGUCAUUGUUGAUAUAUAGCUAACUAUUUCUUUAUAGGGGAAAGAUACAAAGCACGACAAAAUAAAAAAGAUCCAAAAAUAA
Labrus mixtus (cuckoo wrasse) is the source of this 5735-nucleotide messenger RNA. It is a transcript of the gene cadm4, whose product is annotated as cell adhesion molecule 4. Gene Ontology annotation, cellular component: cell-cell contact zone. Gene Ontology annotation, biological process: regulation of wound healing; regulation of Rac protein signal transduction; negative regulation of peptidyl-tyrosine phosphorylation. Lineage: Eukaryota; Metazoa; Chordata; Actinopteri; Labriformes; Labridae. The record is from RefSeq and is a predicted model, not a curated record. The transcript is spliced from 10 exons. Gene Ontology annotation, molecular function: vascular endothelial growth factor receptor 2 binding. Bases 2330 to 3568 code for a protein of 412 amino acids.